Bactrocera tryoni is the source of this 749-nucleotide messenger RNA. RefSeq names its product basic salivary proline-rich protein 1-like. Lineage: Eukaryota; Metazoa; Arthropoda; Insecta; Diptera; Tephritidae. The record is from RefSeq and is a predicted model, not a curated record. The transcript has 2 exons. The coding region runs from base 45 to 683 and encodes 212 amino acids.
GUAACGACAGUUCAAGCAAGUACAGACCGGUUCUUGAAGCAAAGAUGCGCGUAUUCAUUUUGACCGCUUGUGUUUUCGGUGCUUUGGCAGCAUUGUUGUACACGACAAAUGCUGAGCCCAUACCACAAGGACCACCUCAAGGAGUACCGCAAGCGCCACAAAAACCCGCUAUAGAAAGUCGCUAUCGUCGUGCCGCUCAAGGACCACCUCAAGGAGUACCACAAGCGCCUCAAAAGCCUGCCAUAGAAAGUCGCUCUCGUCGUGCCGCUCAAGGACCACCUCAAGGAGUACCACAAGCGCCUCAAAAGCCGGCUAUAGAGAGUCGCACUCGUCGUGCCGCUCAAGGACCACCACAAGGAGUACCACAAGCGCCUCAAAAGCCUGCCAUAGAAGGUCGCUAUCGUCGUGCCGCUCAAGGACCACCACAAGGAGUACCACAAGCGCCUCAAAAACCAGCUAUAGAGAGUCGCUAUCGUCGUGCCGCUCAAGGACCACCACAAGGAGUACCACAAGCGCCUCAAAAGCCUGCCAUAGAAGGUCGCUAUCGUCGUGCCGCUCAAGGACCACCACAAGGACCGCCAGGUGGUGGUAUGGGGGGUACGAUGGGUGCUGGUAUGGGAUUCAGCAUUGGUGGAAGCGCAGGAGCACAGGGUGGUGCUCAAGGUCAAGGUGGUGCGAAAUAGUCUACCAAAAUGAAUGGAUAAUAUUGGUAUAUAAAAUUCCUUGAUAAUAAAAAAAUAUCAGUGCAG